Messenger RNA from Symbiodinium sp. CCMP2592, 2574 nucleotides. The record is from the annotation of a GenBank genome assembly. NCBI's taxonomy places the organism in Eukaryota, Dinophyceae, Suessiales, Symbiodiniaceae.
AUGGCUGCAAAGCGAGCGCGACUUGAUAAUGUCCUGUGUGGGGGUGAUGAGCAGGCAGCUGUUGAGGCUGAUGAUCACAAGCCUGAGGGCCAAGAUGAACCUGGUGGUGGGGUCGACAUGUCAGAUGUUGAUGAGGAGAUGGAUGACGGUGGUGGAGAUGAUGCUGGUGAGCAGACGGCGCCGGAGAACCCGUUUGGUGGCACGAGCGACGAAGCUGCAAUAACAAGGGCUUGCAGAGAUCUUCGCUGCCCGGACUUUUACCUCAUUGCAUAUCCCAGUGUCGAUGACAACCUGCAGUGUCAGUGGUCUACCAAGCAACUAACGAAACUUCUUUGCCCUGGAGACGUCCCAGAUGACAAGCUGCGUAAAUUCUGGAACAAGAAUGAGAAAGUGAUUCUGGAUUCGCAUGCCGAGAUCUGGCACCGUGCCGAUAGAGAUGAAGAUGCCGACAUCAUCAGAAUUUCCGCUUCGCCUACUCGUCGCUCCCGGAUCUUGGGAUCAUAUCGAGAGGCAGUGGAAUCAGGAACUUCAGAUAGCCAAGUUUGUUGCCCCGUGGUAGCACAAAUGCCUGCAUUUCAUGACGAUUGCCUGGAUGAGAUCACGACGGAAGCACCUGACAAGACUCGGACGAAGACUGCUUCCGGGAAACAGGCAAGGUUGUCCCUGAGUAUGACCCGUCGUUUCGAGAUUGUAAAGAUGGUGCGGGAUGGAAAGAAGUUUACACUCGCUGCCGCUUUGGAUCAUUUUCGCGUGCCGUCAGUGAGCAUUUGCUGGUUGGCAUUUUGGGACAUGGACUACGACUGGAGCACGCUGCAGCGCGCGUUUUCUGGAAUCAAGCAGGCAUGGUACGCUACCCAGCAGCUGGUGCCGGACACUGUCCUCUCUGUUCCUCGAUGGCACAAGGAGUCAUGGUUGUCAAAGGCUUCCUCGGCCAGUAGCUGCUGCACUGGUGCCGGCACAGCAGAGAUGUCCAGGGCAGUGUUGGAGAUGAUAGUCAAUGCCUCAGGGGCAGUGGACAUGCAGAUUUCUACGGUGGCCACAUGGGCGACAACUGCUUGGGUGCCGCAGGCAGACAAUGUGCGCCGGGCGGAAGGCCCCACCAACGCCGUGUUUCUCGCACACGGACGCAUGCACGGGGAGCUGCAGACACCACUUCUGCUGUUGGAGAAUGUGCAGGGCCUUGACAUGCAGAUGGUGCAGCAGACGCACCCCGACUACGAGUGGUACCAGAUCUUCACGGAGCCCGGGGAGCUAGGCUUUGCAGCGACAUCCCGAGCACGCACCUACGUGAUAGGGGCCCACAAGUACAAAACUGUGUGCCUGCACGACCCUUUCGAGUUACAUGAUGCGAUCAAGAACAGAAUGGCCGAGUAUGCCCAGACGACGGUGAGUGACUACUUAGUGGCUACUGAGCAGGAGAUCAUCAUGGAGGCACAAGACACCGGCCGCACACGCAAGGUGGUGCAUCGACCAGGCGUCCAGGACUACAGUUACUACUUGACUCAGAGGGAACUCCAUAGCAAAGCCGUCUUGGACAACAAGUACAGGCAAAGGUUCAACAGUGAGCCCGAGACGAACCCCAACUUGGUCUACAAUUUGGGCGACAACGCCGAGUGGAACACGUCAUGGAGUGCAUGCAGUGGUGCCUUGCCCACGUUUAGGCUGGGGUCUUCGACGGCAAAGUUCUGGCUGCCGAAAUACAGAAGGUGGCUAACCUGCCGAGAGAAGCUUGUUGCCAUGGGCUUCCCGGUCACGACCGAAUGCGCCGAAGCACUAGGCACACCCAUUGUGUUCGUUUCGGAUGUCAGGCGUGCCGCUGAUAUCCUGGGAAACUGUAUGCACUUCACGACGGCGGGGGUCAUGCAGCUCAUAGCGCUGUCCUGCUUCGGGCCUGCUGAGCUUGAACCGUGGGGCCCGAGUCCUGUACAGGCUAGGGUGACUUGGACUGUAGGCUUCGUUGCUCCAAUGUCGCCGCUGAGUGAUUUCUUUAACACGUGGCCCGAUGGAACUCGGAUGGAUGACGACAACGUGUCAAUGCGAUCUGAAGUUGCCCCUCCCGCUGCGACCUCUAAAGCCAGGCGAAGCAACAGUGCAGCGCAGCUUGAAGGUGAGCCUUCGGAGCCCAAGCGUCGUCGGGCAAGUGCUCUGCGGCCCAGUACAGCUGCCCCGGCAGGGGGCGGCGCAGCGCCAGCAGCAGCACCCAAUCCUUCGCCGGUUGUGGGUGCGCAGCAGCAGCCAGCUUUGUGGCGUUUGGUUGCGGACUCGACGCUCAGGGAAUAUAUGGAGGCAGCCGAACCUGUCAAAGCUGGGAGAUCCUUUACGAACAAGAUGGGCUCGAAGGUCGUCCGCUUGGCUUUCUAUGGCAUGUUUCGCAAACUGCCAACAGAUGCUACGGACUCGGGGGACAAGCGCACUCAGAUCACUCAGCUCAAGAACGAGUACUUGCGUUUGGGGCAGCCGAUGCAGGACUGUACGCUGCUGGACUUGGUGCGACGGGUGGAGAUCGAGUUCAGCAAGAACAAGGUCUUCGAGGUAGGCCGAGGCGCGAGAAGUUGGGAGGGUUUCAAGUUUUAG